AUGGGCGUACUCUACCACUUCUUUUACCGCAUUGCAUUUCUGGCCACGGCUCUGAUCCAUCUAUGGUGGAAUGACCUCUUUAAGGCGACCGCAAUUGUUGCCACGGCCUGUUUAUCAAGUCCCGGCCAGCCGCUCAUUCGGAGCAUUGUGAAACUCCACUCUCUGGUCUUGAUGUGCUUUGUGCUUGGGUUUUGCUUCAAGAGUGUUUCUGCAGCUCCAGUCCAGGAGGUGCUACAACAUGAUCCCACCGUUCUCAGCUUUGACGACAUCAAGACACUCGAUGGCUUCGGAGAUAUCCCAGCGCCAUACCAUAACCUCACAUUCGAAGGCUUCUACGCGUUCGACCCUUCUGAUCCGGCGCUGGAGGGGAAGAUAUCACCACAAGAUGUGAAUUGUGCGGCGUCAAAGCCCAACGCCCUUUACGGAACCAGGGAUAACUUCGAAUUGAAGCUUGUGGAACCUGAAAGGAAGCCAUCUCUACAGCCUAGCAACUCCAACGACACCUUCACAAUUCACCGCCUGAAGCUGAAACCUCUGAACAUGCCGCUCGGCGCUGCCAAAGUCAAUCUGCAAGGCGUGCGAAGAUGCUCUGACGGUAGCGACGGGGAAGAGGUGCUAGAUUGGAGCGUGGAUUUUCCUGCCGGAUACCACUAUGCCCUUGACGUACCAGUCAAGGAGUUCAGCGGGAAAGUGUGGGAUAAGCUCGAGACGUUGUAUAUGUGGGCAGACUUCCACUACAAUGGUCUUGAGUUGGACUGGGAGUUCUGCGUGGAUGACAUGGAAGUCGAGAUAGAUUGA
Molecule: messenger RNA, 798 nt
Organism: Capronia coronata CBS 617.96
Lineage: Eukaryota; Fungi; Ascomycota; Eurotiomycetes; Chaetothyriales; Herpotrichiellaceae
Exons: 2
Coding region: 1-798 (265 amino acids)
Source: RefSeq, a predicted model, not a curated record